Lineus longissimus is the source of this 1448-nucleotide messenger RNA. RefSeq lists its product as uncharacterized. Gene Ontology annotation, cellular component: plasma membrane. Gene Ontology annotation, biological process: neuron projection development. The record is from RefSeq and is a predicted model, not a curated record. Bases 222 to 995 code for a protein of 257 amino acids. The transcript has 7 exons. NCBI's taxonomy places the organism in Eukaryota, Metazoa, Nemertea, Pilidiophora, Heteronemertea, Lineidae.
UAAAAAUCAAUAACUAUAGCCAAGUGAUAUGAAGGCCGAACAUUCUGUGAUACACAGUGAAGGUACAAGUCUCUAUUUUCAUGUUAUUGUUUGAUGGAAUGUAUUUUCCAUAACUCGGACUCCAAUUAUUCAGGUCAGAGUUCAUAAUAAACCGAACAAGAUUGUCUCUUCUGCAAAGUUUCGGAUUGUGACUCAAUAGAAGACCGGGAAUUUCUCUAACAAUGUGUGAAGCGGGAUCGUGUCGUCGCUGCUGGUCAAGGGUGCCCAUCGCCAGCCUCAUCUCUUUCAUCAUCUACGUCUUCGUCCUCAGCAUCUAUAUCGGAUGUAUUAUCAGCGUCUUCGAGGGCUUCAUUAGCAAAUAUUUCGUCUUUGUCUCAUUAACUGGUAUCCUGGUGCCCGUAUACCUUGUUCUCCUGGGUGUCGGGGUCUUCUUCCUCAUCGCUAUGAUUCUAUCCACGGGGGAGACACGCAAACAGCUCUGUAAGGCCGCAUGCUGUAACUGGACAGGGAGGGUCUUUCAGCUUUUUAAUAUCAUAAUCGUGACAGCGCUAGUGGUAGUAUUCGUGAUCGUGAGUGGAGUCAGCAUCCUUCCUAACAUCCUCUUCGUCGCCAUUGUCGCCCUGUGUAAGGUCGGACUCGCCGCCCAGAUAAAAUCAUGCGAUAUCUUUAGUGAAAUCGGGCUUGAGCCACGAGACAUCAAGCUGUGUGAUGGUAGUGGAACCAAUAUGGAUGAAUUCUGCACCGACAGUAAAAUGUACCUUGGUCGGACAGUGGUAGCUUAUGUGGUCUCCAUCAUUAUAUCACUGUGUCUGGUCCAUUUUCUCGUGUGUAUGACGUCCAACUACGUCAGACUCAAGUACGAGACGAAAACCCAGGCAGCACCAACAGAGCUCCAGGAAUUAAAACAGGCAAAACAAGAACUAGAGGAGAGCCGCGAAGCUCAUGUGAACGAGGUGAAGGUCGAGGAGGUGAAGCCAGGAAAUCCAUUCGACUGAUGGGGAGGGAAGUAUUCGAUGGCCUUGAUUGUAGACUGAGAGAAUAUGUUACACAAGUGUCCUCUCCGAUUAGCUUGUGGUAUACAUUCGAAAAAGCUGGAUCGCUGGCCUGCUGAAUUUACUGAAUUGAGACUCAUGGAUCACCACCACCACCACCACCACCACAAUCCAGGCGGUGGGGAUCCAUGAGUCACAAUCCAGUGAAUCCAGCCGUCCAGUGAUCCAACUUUUCGAAGAUACCCAACGUUAGCCUAGGAACAAUAAGUAACUUUUAACGGUUUUUACCGGUGUUAACUUACUGUUUUCCCCAUUUUUAGCAGUAGUCUAACCACUGUAACGUAUGCCGAAAUUAGCCGCAAACAAAUCGACAGAGUUCUGGGAAGUUUUUCUCUUUGCUGACGAAUACGGAGAUGUCAUUCAGACACAAGACUGGUUAUUCAUUAGUUUAUUGAC